Molecule: messenger RNA, 537 nt
Organism: Lathyrus sativus (Indian pea)
Lineage: Eukaryota; Viridiplantae; Streptophyta; Magnoliopsida; Fabales; Fabaceae
Source: the annotation of a GenBank genome assembly
AUGGCUUCUGCUAUAAACUUACCCGCUUUAUCCCUCUGUAAACCCCCCAAAUUUAUCAACCCUGCAACGCGCUUUUCUCAACGUGAUUAUCAAUUAAGCAGCAUCAGAACAAGCAUUCAAUCAAAAAGCUACACAAAGAGAGCAGUAACCGUCUCUGUGUUGCCACUGGGCGUUGAUCCUUGGGCACCUUCCAUUGAUUCACAGAGCAUCGCUUCUCAACUAUUCGCGUUUUCUUUGUUUCCUUACAUUGGUUUCUUGUACUUUCUUACCAAAUCCAAAACUUCCCCUAACCUCACACUCUUCGGUUUCUACUUUCUGCUUGCGUUUGUUGGUGCCACAAUUCCAGCUGGAAUAUAUGCUAAGGUGCAUUAUGGAACUUCUUUGUCCAACGUGGAUUGGUUACAUGGUGGAGCUGAGUCCCUUCUCACUCUCACUAAUUUGUUCAUCGUGUUGGGUUUGAGAGAGGGUAUCAGAAAAGCUGAAAAUACGGAGGAAAACACGCCUACUCCCGACUCUGGAUUGAAGGAGGAGAAGUAA